Messenger RNA from Dendronephthya gigantea, 2051 nucleotides. RefSeq lists its product as uncharacterized. The coding region runs from base 744 to 1964 and encodes 406 amino acids. NCBI's taxonomy places the organism in Eukaryota, Metazoa, Cnidaria, Anthozoa, Malacalcyonacea, Nephtheidae. The transcript is spliced from 4 exons. The record is from RefSeq and is a predicted model, not a curated record.
ACUAUAUUUUCAACAAGGGAUCAUUUUGAUUAAUUAUUAUAAUUGCGUUCAAAGUCUUGAAAGAGCAUUCUUUGGGUACUCCUAGUAUCAUAAUUAAUCCGUAAUUUAAAAAGCGAUAUCGGUUCCGUAGAGUACAAUAAAAUAUUAUAUGCAUUUCACACGAUUUCCGUGAGAGGCUUUUGCCAAUAUUAGUAAUAUUUAUUAUACACUGAUUAUAAAGACGUUCUCAUUGAGAAGAGCUGUUCAAUCUAAUACUAUUUCAUACAAAACACUAAAAUUAAACACUACAGUUAACCGCGCCAAGACUUAUUGACUGUCUGCAUGUCUUGUGUCCUUCUUUCGAGGUUUUAGCCCAGUUAGAUGAGACACAAGUCUUUUAUUAACUUUACCGUUACAUUUUGCUAGGUAUUUUCGCUUUAAACAGUCUACUGUGGGCCAGGAAUUAUCGCGUUACAUGCAAGUGCUAGAAUUGCGAAUUGAAAAUAGCAAGAAAGCUUCAAAUAAACCGUGCAUGCGUACAAAUGAGCAAUCACCCACGAAUUAUCGUUAAUCUUCGAGGUAAUUAAAAACUAAUAAGUCAACUUAAUCUAUAUUUCAUUGUAAGAACACACAAUUAUUGAUUCCCGAAUAUUUUUGAUCCACCAAUAUACGACGUUUUGGUUACCAACAGCAAAACAAUACUGAAAAGUGUUAGAAAGCUACAGUUUAGAGUAUAGUCCCCAGAUCUGAUCUAUUAUGUAGAGAUGGAGUGGUCUAGUUAUCUUAAGACGAUCAACGGUGUUCCGAGUCUUGUUUCUGCAACUCUGACGCGAAUAUUGUUUGUCGUUCAUGGAUUUUUUGCGAUAUUUUUGGUUGUCAAGAACAAGGACGAUGCAGGACAAUGGUGGCCUGUAUUCUUUCUGUUUUUGCUAUUCAUAGAAAGUGCGUACACGAUCCUUGUCCGGCGAGGAGAAGAAUACAAAUAUUUUUCGCCAAGUUGUUUCCUAUACAUCAUGAGUGUGUUACCGUCAGUAUGGACAAUGGAAAUGGACCUUUAUCAUGAAAGAUACAGAGACAGAGAGCUGCAGAUGAUGCAAAAAGCCAGUGCCAACAGCACUAUAUUAAACACAAGCGAAGACAAGAACAUAUGGGCCAACAUAUCAAAAGAGACAAUAGCUGAAAAAGUUGGUGCACUCGGAUUGACCAUUGGUAUUAUUAUGGGCCGCUGGCUCUUACCACGAGGCGCAAUGACACGUGAGCAGCUAUCCGCGUUGCUGAUUGGCUACGUCGGUAUUGCGGCAGAUAUACUGGAAGUUUUCAACCUUUUUGAGGAGGAAAAUCUCAUGUAUCGACAAUCCAUUACCAUAGCAACACUGUUUGUUUUCUCUUGGUGUUUGCUAUCGUUUUGUUUGGUCACCACGGCAACCACCAACAGUAAAAAAGAAGCCUCAAAACAACGGACAAGCAAGGUCAGCCCUUUGGAGGAAAUCCACCAGAGCACAAGUGGGAAUGGGUUGGGUAAAGAAGCAUAUAUAAAGAAAUUGGAAGAAAAAUGGCGAAAGGAUAGCGAAAGUUUGCCGCGGGGACGAACUGAGAAACUAACGGAGCGAACGAGGCUAAAAGCGGUAAAAGAAGUCUUCUCCGAGUCCGAGAAACGUGAAUUUGAUUUACACGGGGAUAUUUAUGGAAUUCUUACGGGAAUUCUAAUGAUGGACGGACCAUUUCUGGUCUUCAGACUCUACUGCACCGUACAGUAUUCCGUGGAUAGCGAGAUGCACAUAUUCUACACGGUAAAGAAUGCCAUAUCAUUGGCUCUUCUUGUGUAUCGCCUGUGUAUUCUGACUUGCAAAGGACAAGACGGAGAAGACGAUGUUUUUGAGAGCGAUGAAGACAAACUAAGGAAUGUUCAGGUUGCUAUUAUCGGAACGCAUUAUACGGAUUUUAGAGACCAUACACCCUAUAUGAAAGGGCAGAUUAUUUUGUGAGUUAUACGAGCUGUGUUCGUAGUAAAUUCCACUGUAUUAAAGAAACUCAUUCUUGGUUCCACCUCGAGUAAAAAAGUAGCACAUGAU